AUGGAAACCAAGCACGAUGUUGAUAUCGUUCACUCGGAGGACAUUGCUGUCCAUAGCCACAAUGCUGAAGACCCACGGCCGUGGUACAAACAGCCUGAGCUUCGGAAACUCUACCUAAUGAUGCCAUUCCUCUUCCUGGGCUCAACAACCCUUGGUUACGAUGGCAGUCUCCUUAAUGGACUACAGACUAUGCCAGCUUGGAAAGAGUGCUUCGGUGGCUUUGCUGUACUUCUCUUCACGCCGUACAUCGCCGAUAUACUGGGUCGAAGAAUGGGAACAGCAGUAGGAUGCUGUCUUGUGAUACUCGGGUCCGUCAUACAAGCACUUUCGGAGCGCAAAAACCCAGAUGCCAUGUUUCUCGCAGGUCGGUGGAUCAUGGGCAUGGGCAGUAACAUUUCCAACGCCACAUGUCCGCUUCUGAUCACGGAAAUUGCGCAUCCUCGUCAUAGAGGAAGGGUUACGACCAUUUACAACACGCUGUGGUAUCUCGGGGCCAUCAUUGCCGCGUGGACAACGUAUGGUACAUUGAUACACAUCGCUUCAGACCUGUCGUGGCGGCUGCCAGUCGGACUUCAGUGCGCCAUGCCAGGCAUACAACUUCUCAGCAUUUACCUGCUUCCCGAGUCACCACGAUGGCUGAUCAGCAAGAACAAGCACUCAAAGGCAAAGAAAAUGCUCACCAAGUACCACGGCAACGGUUCCGAAACCGAUUUCGUCAAGUGGGAGUACAACGAGAUCAGCCAGACUUUGGAGGCCGAAAAAGCUGCGAGUGCCGAUAGUGGUUGGUACGAGUUGGUCAGAACACCCGGCAACAGGAAGAGAUGUCUGCUCAUCGUCCUGACGGCCAUAUUUUCGCAAUGCUCGGGUAACGGCCUCGUGUCCUACUACCUUUCCGCAGUGUUGAAUACCAUCGGUAUUACCAAAACGUUUCUCUUGGAUGCGCUUUCCUUGUCGACCGUGUCGGGACGCCGCACGCUCUUCCUGACCGCCGGCAUCGGCAUGCUGAUCGCGUUCACAAUAUGGACUGCAUGCAGCGCUGUCUACGCUCAGACUGGCAAUUCAAGCGCUGGUUCGGCAGUUUUGGCCAUGAUCUUCUUUUUCUAUGGAGUCUCUUACACCGUCGAGAUCCUCCCAUAUCGAAUCCGGGCCAAAGGGCUCACGCUCUGCUUCGUGUUCACUUCACUCGCUGGCAUCUUCAACCAAUACGUCAAUCCUAUUGGACUUGAGGCACUCGGCUGGAAGUUCUAUAUCGUGUACAUUGUGGUGCUGGUUCUGGAGUGUCUGGCAAUCUAUUUCCUAUACGUCGAGACACGAGGACCGGCGCUCGAGGAGAUUGCGAUACUGUUCGACGGGGCGGAUGCAAAUGUUGCCGGGACUGAUUUGACCUUCAACCAAAAGGGAGAACUGAAAGUUGCGAAGCGUGCUGAGACAUGA
Molecule: messenger RNA, 1434 nt
Organism: Parastagonospora nodorum SN15
Lineage: Eukaryota; Fungi; Ascomycota; Dothideomycetes; Pleosporales; Phaeosphaeriaceae
Exons: 4
Coding region: 1-1434 (477 amino acids)
Biological process (GO): carbohydrate transport; transmembrane transport
Cellular component (GO): membrane
Molecular function (GO): carbohydrate:proton symporter activity
Source: RefSeq, a predicted model, not a curated record